AUUUUGGGGGGCAAACAAGGUGUAUUAUGGGCGAUGUGAAAAUGGCGAAUAGCACUUGAACCUUCUUGUCGUCAUUGCGACGUGUUCUACCUCCAUUCACCCUUAAUACCUCCCAUCUUACUUUUGUUUAGACCGCUGUGCUAUGCCUCUCGGUUUGGAAGAUAAGCGUAUUACAGAUGGCCAUCUUACGGCCUCCACCUACUACAACCAUCACCUUUCACCCUGGCAUGGCCGACUGAACCACCGCUGGUCAUGGAGCGUGCGGCUCAGAAGAGUAGGACAAUGGUUUCAAGUGAACUUUGUAGAGUUGAUGCGCAUAAAAGGCGUGGCCACUCAGGGAAGGCAGGAUGCAAAUCAGUGGGUGAGAAGUUAUACAGUCGCUUACAGCACAGGUGGGAUGAAUUUCGUGUCUUACAAGGAAGGUCGCACUACCAAGGUUUUUAAUGGAAACACCGACCGCCAUUCCAUUGUGUAUCACCAGUUUACCAGGCCAUUCACGGCUAUACAUGUUCGUUUUUAUCCGCGAAGCUGGUACAGCUGGAUAUCUAUGAGGGCUGAGGUUUAUGGUUGUUCAGCUGCUCCGUGUAACAAACCCCUGGGAUUGCAAAACCGUCGCCUCCCGGACAGUCGAAUUACCGCUUCAUCCGAAUGGAACCACUUUCACGCGGCCAGACUCGGGAGACUGGGCCAAGUCAAGCACGGUCGCUUCGUGGGGGCCUGGUGCGCAAGGCACAACAAUCACUUGCAGUGGUUCAAGUGUGACUUUGGUCGAGCAAUGAAAAUCACCAAAGUAGCCACCCAAGGCCGGCAGGAUACCAACCAAUGGGUGACGUCGUUCUAUCUGUCGUCUAGCCAGGAUAACGUUCAUUGGGAGAUGUACAAGUUCAGGAGUGCAUACAAGGUGAUGAUGAUAAAUAUGCUGUUUAAAUACCUGUGCUUAUAUGGGAAUGGGAUGUUAAUAUUUAAUCUCCACUCGUUGCUUUUCCAAGCCAAUCGUGAUCAAAACAGUAUUAUGAAAAACGCCAUCAACCCGCCGAUUUUAGCAAGAUAUGUUAAACUCAACCCACGUGGCUGGUACAGACAUAUCUCUAUGAGAGUCGAGUAUUAUGGAUGUGUUGCCGAUCGUUGCGAUCUGCCACUUGGAAUCCGAGACGGUCGCGUUACUCGCGCGAUGUUCUCCGCCUCCUCAAUGUACAACCACUUAUAUGGUCCCUGGAGCGCCAGGCUGCAGGCACAGAAUCGAGGCUCCAUGCGAGGCGGCUGGAUUGCUAAGUACAAUAACAGGCACCAGUUUCUUCAGGUUGACUUGGGAACUACCUCCAGGGUGAAGAGAAUUGCCACUCAGGCACGUUAUGAUGCCAACCAAUGGGUAAAGUCCUACACCGUGUCAUACAGUAACAAUGGAGUAAGGUUCUUUCCAUACAGACACGGAAAGAGAGUUAAGAUAUUCCAGGGAAAUACCGAACGAUACUUUGUGGUGGUGCACAGGCUCCGCCCAACCAUCAAAGCCCGGUAUAUACGUGUUCAUCCCAGGACCUGGUACGGGCAUAUCUCCUUGAGAAUGGAGUUGUACGGCUGUAGACUGGGUGUUCUUUGCAACCGACCAAUGGGAAUGCAGUCAGGUCGUAUCAAGAACCAGAAAAUAACAGCAGCAUCCUCGUGGGAUCGUUACCAUGGCCCUUACCUGGCGCGGCUCAACCGAAGGCGUCGGGGGCGAUACAUCGGAGCUUGGUCAGCCAAGUACAACAAUCACUUCCAGUGGCUCCAGUGUGACUUUGGAAGAGCAGCGAAGAUUAUUAAGAUGUCAAUACAGGGGCGACAAGAUCUGAAUCAGUGGGUCACGCAGUAUUACGUGACCAGGAGUCUUGAUGCAGUCCACUUCAUGCAUUAUAAAGAACGGAAUAACAUUAAGUACUUCCCGGGAAACCGAGACCAAAACACCGUUGUCACGAAUUCCUUUGUUCCUAUACUGCGCUGCCGUUACAUCCGGGUUCAUCCCAGAGGAUGGUACAAACACAUCUCCAUGAGGGUGGAAUUCUAUGGAUGCCUCACAGAUCGUUGUGUUAUGCCUCUUGGUAUGGAAGACUAUCGUAUCCUCUCGGGUCAUCUUCGGGCCUCGUCGUCGUACAACUACAACCACGGACCUGACCGAGCGCGUCUGAACAUCUUUAACAGUCAUGGACGAACAGGAGCUUGGGUAGCAAGGCAUCGAAACACCCAUCAAUAUCUGCAGAUUGACUUAAGGCAGCUGAGUAUCAUCAAAGGAAUCGCUACUCAAGGAAGAAGAGAAGCUCAUCAAUGGGUGAAAAGUUAUAGUCUAUCAUUCAGUCGCUUUGGAGUGCGGUUCAAAGCCUACCUGUCGUACGGAAGAGUUAAGAUCUUCCGAGGUAAUUACGACAUUUUUCACACGGUGGGUCACAAGAUCAUGCCAGCAAUACGCGCGCAGUUUGUCCGAAUUCAUCCCCGGUCAUGGCGUAGUUACAUUGCUAUGCGCGUGGAGCUUUAUGGAUGUCGCCUGCGGGAACGGUUUUACGACAGUCCUGUUGGUAUUCAAAAUGGCCGUAUCAAGAAUUCUGCCAUGACAGCCUCGUCUCAGUGGGAUGCAAACCAUGCGGCGUGGUUGGGUAGGCUUCACCGUCCACGCCGUGGCCGGUUGAUGGGAGCCUGGUGUUCCCGCCAUAACAACCAUAACCAAUGGCUGCAAAUUUAUUUGUGGACGUGGAUGAAGGUCGUUGGAAUUGCGACUCAGGGACGACAGGACGCUGACCAGUGGGUAACGGCGUACUAUGUGUAUUAUAGUUCGGAUGGAGUUAACUUUGCUAAAGUGAAGCACUGGUGGAAUUACGUCAAGUCCUUAAGGCCUUAUGCGUCCCAUGGCGCAACGAGAACAGAUGAUAAUGAGCCCGUAAACUCAGUACUGUGA
Orbicella faveolata is the source of this 2923-nucleotide messenger RNA. Its product is annotated as lactadherin-like. Lineage: Eukaryota; Metazoa; Cnidaria; Anthozoa; Scleractinia; Merulinidae. The record is from RefSeq and is a predicted model, not a curated record.